Molecule: messenger RNA, 3758 nt
Organism: Oldenlandia corymbosa var. corymbosa
Lineage: Eukaryota; Viridiplantae; Streptophyta; Magnoliopsida; Gentianales; Rubiaceae
Source: the annotation of a GenBank genome assembly
GUUUAAUUGAGGUUAGUUACUAAUAUUUAGUAAUAAAUACCUUCUUUUUUUCUUUUUUUUUCCCAACCUUAAUGGAAUGCUUAUUCAUGUGGUCCUUUAAAGAAAAAGAAAAAAUUCCCAUUUACUUUGAUCCUACUCGAAAUUCCACGCUUUUAAGACGAAGAAAAAAAGGAAAAAAGAAAACACGCGGAAUCAUCGAAUCGCAAUGGCAGUUGCAAAAUAAACUGCAACUGGCAACCAUCAUCAUCCCCACCACCACCACCACCAUCAUCGUCGCAGAGUUCUUCUUCACUUGACGUCACACAUUUGGGGACGUAUUCACGAGGAAGGGGAAUUUGCAGAGUGAAAGGAGGAAUUGGCGGAUCUGACAGAGUAAAAGAGAUCACCGAAUUGAAAAUUGUUUGAAUCCGGCGGGUCGCCGUGAGUUUUCGGUGGAUGGAAAAUGGAGUUCCUACGGAAUUUGCCUCAAAUGGAUCUGAUGCGGUCCGAGAGGAUGACUUUCGUUCAGCUCAUCAUACCUGUUGAGUCCGCUCACCGCGCCAUCUCUUACCUCGGACAACUCGGCCUUCUCCAAUUCCGAGACUUAAAUGAUGAUAAAAGCCCUUUCCAGCGGACAUUUGUAAAUCAGGUGAAAAGAUGUGCAGAGAUGUCGAGAAAGCUACGGUUUUUUAAAGAUCAGAUUCAUAAAGCUGGCUUACUGCCUUCUCCUCAUCCUGCUUCACAACCAGAUAUCGAUAUAGAAGAAUUGGAGGUGCAAUUGAUGGAGCAUGAACAUGAGCUUAUUGAAAUGAAUGGCAACAGUGACAAACUGCGGCAAACAUAUAAUGAAUUGUUAGAGUUUAAAAUGGUCCUGCAGAAGGCUAGUGAGUUUCUUGUCUCAAGUAAGAGUAAUGGCACUGUGCGGGAAACUGAAAUGGUUGAGAAUGUUUUCUCAACCACUGAUUACAAUGAUACAUCGUCACUUCUUGAACAGGAGAUGCUCCCUGGUCCAGCAAUUCAAUCUGGCGUAAGAUUCAUCAGUGGUAUUAUAUGUAAAUCUAAGGUGCUUACAUUUGAAAGGAUGCUAUUUCGGGCCACAAGAGGCAACAUGUUUUUCAAUCAGGCUGUUGCAGAUGAUCAAAUUCUGGAUCCUUCUUCAAAUGAAAUGGUGGAAAAAACAGUAUUUGUGGUGUUCUUCUCAGGUGAGCAGGCUAGAACGAAAAUACUGAAAAUUUGUGAUGCAUUUGGCGCAAAUUGCUAUCCUGUCCCCGAAGACAUCAGUAGAAGAAUGCAAAUAACUCAAGAAGUGGCAUCUCGGCUUUCUGAGCUGGAAACUACCUUGGAUGCUGGAUUGCGUCACCGUGACAAGGCUUUGACCUCUAUUGGGUUUAACCUGUCAAAAUGGAUGAAUAUGGUUAAAAGGGAAAAAGCUGUUUAUGAUACUUUAAAUAUGCUGAACUUUGAUGUUACGAAGAAGUGUCUUGUCGGUGAAGGAUGGUGUCCAAUUUUUGCAAAAUCGAAGAUACAAGAGACAUUGCAACGUGCUACAUUCGAUAGCAAUUCUCAAGUUGGCAUUAUAUUCCAUGCAAUGGAUGCAGUGGAAUCACCUCCAACCUACUUCAGAACCAAUCAUUUUACCAGUCCAUUCCAAGAAAUUGUUGAUGCUUAUGGAGUUGCCAACUAUCAGGAGGCAAAUCCUGCUGUUUAUACCAUCAUUACAUUUCCGUUUCUUUUUGCUGUGAUGUUUGGAGACUGGGGGCAUGGAAUAUGCUUGCUAUUGGGAGCCUUAGUCCUCAUAGCCCGUGAAAGAAAGCUAGGUUCUCAGAAAUUAGGUAGCUUUAUGGAGAUGCUAUUUGGUGGCCGUUAUGUCCUGCUGUUGAUGUCUAUAUUUUCCAUUUAUUGCGGGUUGCUGUACAAUGAGUUCUUCUCCGUUCCUUUUCACAUAUUUGGGAAGUCUGCUUAUGGAUGCCGAGAUUCUUCCUGCAGCAAUGCUGGUACAGUAGGUUUACUGAAAGUAGGAGAUACUUAUCCGUUUGGUGUGGAUCCAAGCUGGAGAGGCAGUCGUACAGAGCUACCUUUCUUGAACUCUCUCAAGAUGAAAAUGUCAAUUUUGCUGGGUGUCGUCCAGAUGAAUCUUGGAAUUAUCUUAAGUUACUUCAAUGCAGUAUUUUUCGGCAAUUCUCUUGAUAUCAAGUACCAGUUUGUGCCACAAAUGAUCUUCCUUAAUAGUCUUUUUGGAUAUCUGUCCCUUUUGAUUGUAGUCAAAUGGUGCACUGGUUCUCAAGCUGAUCUCUAUCAUGUAAUGAUUUACAUGUUCUUGAGUCCUUUUGAGGAUCUUCGUGAUAACAAGUUGUUCUGGGGCCAGAGUGUACUUCAGGUCAUCUUAUUGCUAUGUGCUGUUGUGGCUGUUCCAUGGAUGCUCUUUCCUAAACCUUUUAUUCUGAAGAGGCUUCAUACUGAGAGAUUUCAAGGUCGCAGCUAUGGUUUACUUGGAACCUCUGAUAUGCAUAACAUUGAUGAUGAACCUGAUUCUGCGAGGCAUCACCAACAUGAAGAAUUCAAUUUCAGUGAGGUAUUCGUGCAUCAAAUGAUACAUUCAAUUGAGUUUGUACUUGGUGCAGUUUCCAAUACCGCAUCAUAUCUUAGGCUUUGGGCAUUGAGUUUGGCUCACUCUGAAUUAUCAACUGUUUUCUACGAGAAAGUUCUGCUUCUUGCAUGGGGGUAAGUUUUUUCAAAGACUGAAUGCAUCCAGAUUCGAUACAUCGGCGAAUAGUCUGAAUGCUCAAGUCAAUUGCUUUACAGUGGACGGAUGGGUUAAUCGAUUAAUAAUUAAACAUUAGUCAUCUGAUAACAUGCUACCCAUUGUAACAUAAUGUUUCCGCUUUCAAUUUGAUUGCAGGUAUAAAAAUCCCAUCAUAAGACUUGUGGGACUUGCAGUUUUUGCUUUUGCCACAGCUUUCAUAUUGCUCAUGAUGGAGACUCUUAGUGCCUUCCUUCAUGCUUUGCGUCUUCAUUGGGUAGAGUUUCAGGGCAAGUUUUAUCAUGGUGAAGGCUAUAAGUUCAGGCCAUUCUCCUUUGCUGCUUUGACUGAAGAUGAUGACUAGGAUGAUUGUUUUCUUAUCUUCCAAAUAUUCAUGCAAAGAACUGCAAAAGCAGAAUUGGGAAGAAGAGAUACUCUGCCUGCAUUACUGAAAGAACGGCCUGAACUAACACCACCGGCAGGAUGAGACUCCCGUGGCUGGGUAGCAUUUCUUUGCUCUAAUUUUACAGUGAUUUAACUUCAAAAACCUCAAAUCGUGGGCGGAAUCUACAGGCGUAAAUGGCAUGGAAGAUUUAUGCUCAAUGUUUCUAUAAACGUGUAGGAUAAAAGAUUUUGUAAUUUUUUGCCCACAUAGAUUCUUUACUGUUCCCAGGUCGUCUUUCAGAAUAGGGCAAUUACAUACCUGGUAUUGAGAGAGGACUGAAAGACGGAAGAUGGGAGGAAGUAUACACUGUGAAUACAUGGUGUUAUUUUUUUUGGCUUAGUCAAACACACAAAAAUGUCGCCCAGUUUAUGUUAUAGGAGUAGAGAGCGGUAUUGAGAGAUAUCUAAGACUCAUCGAUCCCAAUUUUUGUAAAUUUGCACUAUAGUUCAAAGAAGAGUAAUUUUUUGUUCUAUAUAAAACUAACCCUAUUUGUUUCCAAGACUCAAACUAAAUUGAGCUGAAAUUGACCAUAUCUUCCAUUUCGAUUAGUUUGCUCCAACAAAUUUUUAUUUGUAGUUGGAACAAUAAAAUUCC